This is a messenger RNA of Hemisphaericaspora subhashii, 1236 nucleotides long. RefSeq lists its product as uncharacterized. The coding region runs from base 1 to 1236 and encodes 411 amino acids. The record is from RefSeq and is a predicted model, not a curated record. Gene Ontology annotation, molecular function: RNA polymerase II C-terminal domain phosphoserine binding. NCBI's taxonomy places the organism in Eukaryota, Fungi, Ascomycota, Pichiomycetes, Serinales, Debaryomycetaceae. Gene Ontology annotation, biological process: transcription elongation by RNA polymerase II; positive regulation of transcription elongation by RNA polymerase II. Gene Ontology annotation, cellular component: nucleus; Cdc73/Paf1 complex. The transcript has a single exon.
AUGUCAGAGGAAGAAAGAUCAGAUCAAGAAGAAUUGCAUCAGGAGAUUGAUGAUUUAUUUGGAGAUGACGAAGACGAAAUAGAACAACAACCACGUAAGUCUAGAAACAUUUCUAGAGAUUCGCAAGACGAAGAAGACAACGAGGGACAAGAGGAAGAAAGAGAAGAGGAAGAUGAAGAUGAUGAAGAAGAACAAGAGGAAGAAAGAGAAGAGGAAGAUGAAGAUGAUGAAGAAGAACAAGAGGAUGAAGAUUAUGGUGAAACCAACAAGAAUAUAGCAGAUAUAUCUUUACCUCGUCAUGCCAUCUCUCAGGUUCCUGAAGACGAUACAUAUAUGUUAAAAAUGCCAGUAUUUUUAAACAUUGAAGCUCAUCCAUUUGAUCCAAAUGAAUUUAAAGAUCAAAUUAACAAGAGCGCAAGAUUAAGGUCACAGCAAUCUGAUUUAACUGACAAACAAAUUCAUAAUGAAUUGGUUGCAGAAAAAUUAUUAAAUGAAAAUACAAUUAGAUGGAGAUAUUCGAAUAGUGGGAAUGAUGAAAUUAUUAAACAAUCGAAUGCCCAUUUCAUUAAAUGGAAUGAUGGAUCUUUAUCAUUGAAAAUUGGACAAGAAUUAUUUGAUGUUAAACAAUUACCAAUUCAAGAUAAUUAUUUAGUUCGAACUUAUGAUUCUUUAGAAAUAUUACAAAAUGAUUCACCUAUAAAUAAAACUAUCAAUUUAUUACCUGCUUCAACUUUAACUUCAACACAUAGACAAUUGACUCAGGCAGUUAAGAAUAUUCAAAGAAAAGAUAAGAUUUUAAGUACGAUUACUGAAGACGAUCCAAUGAAGAAACAAAGAUUGGCUGAUGAGAAUGAACGUAAGACAAUGAAAUUGAAACGACAAUUAGAAUCAAGGAGAAGAUUACAAGAAGAAAGGUUAGAAAGGAGCAAUCUGCCUGGAGUCAGGAAUGAAUCUUCUUAUGAACGAUAUGCAAGAACUUAUGGGGAAGACGAAUAUGAUGAAGAAGAUGAUUUUGUAGCUAAUGAUGACGAGGAAGAAGAAGGUGGAUACAGCGACGCAGAAGAAGAAGAAGAGGAGGAAGAAGAAGAAUUUGAAAAGGGUGCAGAGAGAUUGAAACAAGUCAAAGAAAAGGGUGCUGCCAAAUAUAGAGAAAGAUCAGAAAGUGUUGAAGAAGAUGAAGGCAAGAUUAGAAAGAGAAGAAGAAUUAUUGAUUCUGAUAAUGAAGAUGAAGAUUAA